Lactuca saligna is the source of this 3271-nucleotide messenger RNA. NCBI's taxonomy places the organism in Eukaryota, Viridiplantae, Streptophyta, Magnoliopsida, Asterales, Asteraceae. The record is from the annotation of a GenBank genome assembly.
UUCGUCUAGUAUUAAAUAUUACUGGAUCCAGAAUUCUAAACAAAUGUUGGAUAAAGUGGUAGAUCCGGUUGGCGAGUUGGGCGGGUUUUCGUUCUACAGCAGCGACUUACCUCGUAGCCUCAGUUUAUACGCAAAGUAAAGCAAAGCAGAUUAGCAACAAACACAAAUGAUGAUUUAACUCUUCAAGCUUUCCAUCUUAAUUCCUAAUCCAGACAAAAGAAGGGAUCCAUCGUCAUCGCCGUUGCUGUCUCCGUUGAUCAUUUUAUCUCAGGUGAGGUUAAAUGGACAGCAAGAAGGUCAUCGUUUGCGACAAUGGCACUGGGUAUGUCAAGUGUGGUUUUGCUGGUGAGAAUUUUCCGACAUCGGUAUUUCCUUGUGUGGUGGGUAGGCCGAUGUUGAGAUACGAAGAAACACUCCUGGAACAAGAGUUGAAGGAUAUUGUUGUUGGUGAAACCUGUUUGAACUUGAGACAUCAACUAGAUAUAUCUUAUCCUGUCAACAAUGGCAUUGUGCAAAAGUGGGAUGAUAUGGGUCAUGUUUGGGAUCAUGCCUUCUAUAAUGAGCUCAAGGUGGAUCCAUCAGAAUGUAACAUUUUGCUCACAGAUCCGCCUCUCAAUCCUUCAAAAAACAGGGAAAAGAUGGUGGAGACUAUGUUUGAGAAGUACAAUUUUGCUGGUGUCUUCAUCCAAAUACAAGCUGUUUUAACAUUGUAUGCUCAAGGUUUACUUACUGGACUAGUCAUCGACUCUGGUGAUGGUGUCACUCAUGUGGUUCCUGUUGUAGAUGGCUACUCAUUUCCUCAUCUUACUAAACGAAUGAAUGUUGCUGGACGCCAUAUAACAACAUAUCUUGUUGAUUUACUGCUUAGGAGAGGUUAUGCAAUGAAUAAGAGUGCUGAUUUUGAAACUGUUAGAGAUAUCAAAGAGAAGCUCUGCUAUGUUAGUUAUGAUUACAAAAGGGAGUAUCAACUGGGACUUGAGACCACCAUUCUUGUUAAGAAUUAUACUCUGCCAGAUGGAAGGGUUAUCAAAGUUGGUACUGAACGCUUUCAGGCCCCAGAAGCUCUUUUUACUCCGGAACUCAUAGAUGUUGAAGGUGAUGGAAUUGCUGACAUGGUAUUCCACUGUAUUCAGGAAAUGGAUAUUGACAACCGUAUGAUGCUUUACCAGCAUAUAGUUUUGAGUGGAGGGAGCACAAUGUAUCCAGGAUUACCUAGUCGACUAGAGAAAGAAAUCUUGGAUCGUUAUCUUGAAGUUGUGUUGAAGGGCAAUAAAGUCGGAUUGAAGAAAUUGCGUCUGCGUAUUGAAGAUCCACCACGCAGGAAGCAUAUGGUGUACCUUGGGGGUGCAGUACUUGCUGGAAUCAUGAAGGAUGCACCUGAAUUUUGGAUUAGUAGGCAAGAUUAUCUGGAGGAGGGAAUUCAUUGCCUAAGCAAGUGUGGGUAGAGCCAUGAUUUUAAGCAGCAAUGCUAGUGUUUUAGAAAUUUGUAUGUUAGCUAAAAACGUGAGCGCAAUUGGGAUUUUACUGUUUCAAGUUUUGAGUAAAAAGCAAUUCCAAAACAUACAUUAACAGAAUGUCAAUUCCACAACUAAAUAUCUUUUUAAUAGACAACAAAUACAGUAUAUAUUGUUGCAAUGUAGAAUUUAAUAGAGGAAAAGAAGCCAAUGAGGAUUACUUGUAUUCACUGAAGCCGAAGCCACAAAUGUACAGCAAAUUAAAGCAACAAAUUUUACAUAAAACACACACACUCACUACACAUGAUAACAACAAUAAAGGAUUUUAUAUGUUUACACCAACCAGACUUUCCAUUAUAUGGUAUGGCAUUAUUUUCCCCAGACCAGACCACCCGAUUGAUUCCACAGAGCCCCAAACAAUGGCCCCCACCAUGUAAAUCUCAACCAACAAACAAACUCAAUAGCUUCUUACAAUAUGGUACACGCGCAGACGUUUGUCUUUGGAGUCUCAUCCAUCUUUUUUUCUGUUCAGAAUCAUAAAAGCCUAUUCAUUUCAGAAAAUACACUCUACCAGAAUCACUUAUUUGUUAACAUAUUGAUGAGGAAAGAGAAGGAGUCACCUGUUUUUGCUUUGGUUAAAGACAUCUGUACAACAGCAUGCAUUGUAAUUACCCCUUUUGGAAGCUCCCCAAAAGGUGUUCUGCACUGCCCAACAGUUUUGUUGUUUUCCAAAAUUUUCCCCGCAUUUAUUAAUUUUAUGUCAUUUGCUGAUUUGGGUCCGCCUUUCUUAUCUGGACGCAUUCAACAAACAUAAUCUUCAGAAAGAUAUGAUUCAACAAACAUACGUCAAAAAAAGAUGCAAUUUAUCAUCAACCAUUCAUUCAUUUUGAUCUAACGUGUUUCUCAUAGGCCAUGAGUAUAACAUAUGGAGAAAAGGUUGAAGGAGAUCUGAAAUGCCCAGAAAGGCAAAAACUAAGAGUUUUCCCUUUGCCCUUUGUCUAAUCUUUAACCAGCUAUGUCACUGGGAUAUAAGCUCAAGCUCUCUAGGAUUUCAUUUAUCUGGUCGGAAAUUGCAAAAACCACAAACUCAAAACUCCAUCACAGUUGGAUUACAGUACUCCAUGUUUCAUCAUUCUUUUCUUUGUGUGGAUCAUACAUCUUUCAUCUUUUCCUUAAACCAGAGAUCAUUUAGCUUAAAACAUAAAGACUGAAGAACAGCUAUUGACAUGAAUUUAUAAAGGCAAUUCACAGUCGUCAUGGAGUCACACUAACUAAUCUACAAAAUACAUGAAUCUCAAAAUCGAAAGGCAUAAUCUAUAGAGCAGAAAAAAAAAAAAGCAUGUACAGACAAAAGAGACCGAAAUCUGCCUAACCUUUGGGCCAUUCGGCAACAAUUCUCUCCUUGAGCAUGGCAACUGUGGAAGCUGGAGAGUAUCGAAAUGGACCAAUAUCCGAUCCAUCAAGCAACCGAAACUUGAGCUCUAAAACAUCUUCCUCCGGCAUUUGGAACAGCCUACGAUAUCACACCUUAUAUGAAGCCCUAGGAUCACACCUUUUCCACAAAUCACUAAUAUAUAUUAUCAAAAACCUUUGAAUUGUAGUGAAAGAAUCGAUCAGCAGCUGUAUGUGAACUGUGAAUUGCGGGAGAUGAGUAAAUGGUAUGAAGUAUGGACUAUGAAGGGAGGUGGAAAUUGAAGAAGAUGAGGAACCCUAGACCCGAUCUCGAGGCGCUCUGCUAAUGAAUGCGAAACCCCAUUUCUUUUCCUUUCAACUUUCGCUGUGCUUUUUAUUGUACUGGUCUGGUCAGCAAGUCAGUU